UCAAUUAUUUGCAACAUCCUUGUGUAAGGAUAAUAGUAACAACAGCAACAAAAACGACGACAACUUAAUAGCAUAAUACAGCAGAAGCAGCAACAACAACAACAACAAUAACAGUAAACACAGCAAGAGUAUUUAACAUGAUUAAUGAAAUGGCAACAAUACAAACAGACCUUAAAUUGGAGAAUCACAUAAAGGAUUUUGCGACAACUCUUAAACACAAUAAUAACAACAACAACACCAAUAACAGUACACACACAUUAACAACAAUGAAAACAGCAGCACCGAAUCUAACAACUACAACAACAACAUCAUUAACAAAUAUCGAUACCAAAAAUAUAAUGGACACCAUUAAGGAAUCACCCAUGCAAAUGUUCUACAAGGAUAAAGGUGUUUUCUUGACUGGUGGCACGGGAUUUUUCGGUAAAAUUAUAAUUGAAAAACUUUUGCGUGUCACCGAUGUUGGUCAAAUUUUUUUGCUGAUACGUACGAAAAAGGGAAAAGAUGUACAAUCUCGUCUAGAUGAUCUAUUCAAUGAUCCAGUUUUCGAACGCUUGAAAAAAGUCAAUCCACAAUAUCGAGAAAAAAUCACCCUCAUCUCCGGAGAUGUAUCACAACUGGGUUUGGGCAUCAGCACAGAAGAUCGUGAGUUGCUUAAAGAUAAUGUGAAUAUUGUCAUACAUGGUGCUGCUACAGUACGUUUUGAUGAAAAACUAAAAAUGGCCAUUGCCAUUAAUGUCAAUGGUACAAAGGAAAUUUUAAGAUUAUCUAAGGAAAUUGUUCACCUUAAGGCAGUGGUGCAUGUGUCCACAGCAUUUGCUCAUUGCAACCGUCGUUAUAUACAAGAGAAAUUCUAUAAUUCCCCUUUGUCAGGUGAUAAUGCCUGCAAACUGAGUGAGUGUUUGGAUGAGCAGACUUUGAACUUGCUGACGCCCACCAUUAUUAAGGGCUACCCGAAUACAUACACAUUUACAAAAGUCUUGGCUGAGGAUGUGGUACAAAACUAUGGGAAUUUGCCAGUUACCAUAUUUCGUCCGGGUAUAGUUAUAACUACCUACCGUGAACCCAUUACCGGAUGGAUAGACAUGUAUGGUCCCUGUGGCAUUAUUGUGGGCGUAGGUUCGGGCGUUUUACGUGUUUUUAGCGGUAAUGUGGACAACAAGGCCCAAUUAGUGCCUGUGGAUUUGUGUGUCAAUGCCUUGUUAACUAGUGCCUGGGAUAUUGCUAGAAAUACGUAUUUUGACAACCCACCCAUUUAUAAUUAUGUACCGGAUGCCAACAAUUCAACAUGGCGUGAAUACAUUACAUUUGGUACGGAAUGUGGUAAAAGCUUGCCGUUACGCAAAUCGAUUUGGUAUCCACGUUUUACGAUUGUUCCCACAAAAUUUCAAUUUAUAUUGGCAUUUUUCUAUCAUACAUUACCCGCCCUCUUUAUGGACAUGUUAAUGCUGGUGAUUGGUAAAAAGCCCAGGAUGUUAAAAAUUUAUCGCAAAAUCCACAAAUUCUGCUCACUGAUGGAAUAUUUUUCGGCAAAUGAUUUCAAAUUCGACAAUGACAAUGUGCGAGCACUCUCCAGUAAAUUGGAAUCAGCGGAUAAAGAAUUGUUUGCAUUCGAUAUGCGCAAUCUAAACUGGACCGAAGUGUUUCAAUUGAGUUUAGUGGGUGUACGCCAGUAUGUGGUUAAAGAUGAUCCUAGCACAAUACCGGAAUCAAUGAAACGACAUGAACGCUUAAAGAUUUUACACUACACCACUCUGUUUGUGGUCUACACGUUGACGGCGGUGUUGCUGUAUCAGAUGUUUAAAUUUUUAUUUUUGUAAAAGCGAUUUUUGGGAAAUUGUUCAUUUCAAAAAAUAUAUAUUUGUCUCUGUACAAGUGUGUGAGUGUUAUUUGAAGAUUAUUAUUCUGAUUUAUUAUUAUUAUUUUUAUUUUAUUUUAUGUUUUUUUUUUUGUUUUUUUAUAGUAAAUAAUAUUUUGUAUGUACUUAUUUACCAAAAGUUAUUUAUAGUUUUAUACAAUUUUUAACAUACAAAAAAUAUGUCUGUACUUUAUUAAGGAUAUUCACUUUAACGAGGUUUGAGGAUAAAAAUUUAAUUAAAAUUUUACUUUUAAAUGCUAUUUUAUUGUUUUGAAAUCUAGUAAAAAAAUACUCGUUACGUGUUUACACCUUUCUUAUAAUUUAACUAUUUUAUUUCACUUUCAGUUUAUAUUUUAUGUUUCAAAAUGUGUAUUUUUUGUACUUUUAGUUUUCUAGUUUUAUGCCCUUCUUUUUGUUAAAAAGAAAAUGUAUAAUUUUACUAAUUGUUUAAGUAAUAUUUUUUUUAUUAUAAUGGGUAAAGUCAAGUAAAUAUUUUUUUUUAAUAAAAAUUACUAUAAAAAAGAAAACCA
Molecule: messenger RNA, 2385 nt
Organism: Lucilia sericata (common green bottle fly)
Lineage: Eukaryota; Metazoa; Arthropoda; Insecta; Diptera; Calliphoridae
Product: fatty acyl-CoA reductase wat-like
Biological process (GO): long-chain fatty-acyl-CoA metabolic process
Cellular component (GO): peroxisome
Molecular function (GO): alcohol-forming very long-chain fatty acyl-CoA reductase (NADP+) activity
Source: RefSeq, a predicted model, not a curated record